Molecule: messenger RNA, 1544 nt
Organism: Hyposmocoma kahamanoa
Lineage: Eukaryota; Metazoa; Arthropoda; Insecta; Lepidoptera; Cosmopterigidae
Gene: knk
Product: protein Skeletor, isoforms B/C
Exons: 12
Source: RefSeq, a predicted model, not a curated record
CCGGAGGGAAGUUAAGUUGAAUAAAGUUUUGCGAAACUUUCACAAAUGUUUUAACGAUAAUUUAUUAAAAAGUUAAAUAAAACUAGUUUCUAAGUUUAGAAUUAAUGUGUAUCAAAAUGUUACAACUAUGGUUUCUGAUAUUGGCACUGAUUGCGCAAGAUUGCUCGUCGCAGGAUGACGAGGGCCCCUACCGCGGCAAGUUCAUCGGGAAACUUAACUCUUACCAUCAUCAGGUGUCUGGCGACGUAUAUGCAGUGGAUGAGUGGACGCUGCUGCUGGUGGACUUCAACUACGACGGGACGGGCGACGACACUUUCUUCUGGGCUGGAGAUUCCGGAAGGCCGGGUCCCCAAGGAUUCAUUGUGCCUGACCAGAAUGGCAAGACGAAUAUUCUGGAGCGGUAUUACAACGACGAGAUUCGACUGACGUUGCCAGAGGGCAAGCGCAUCUCGCGCAUCAAGUGGUUCGCCAUCUACGACAUCGGCACCCAGAAUGCCUUCGGUGACGUGUACGUUCCGGACGAGUUCGAGGCACCGGCGCCGAUGACGCUGGCGCCACUGGCGGCGCCGCCGCACGUGUCCAGCCAGCCCGUCAAGAUCCUGGACGCCAACACCAUCCUCAUCCCGGAGCUGCGCUACGACGGCAGCGGCGAGGAGGUGUACUUCUGGACGGGCGUGGGGCCGCAGCCCUCGUCGCGCGGACGCAAGCUGCCCGACGAGGACGGAUACCUGGAGCCGCUGCGCGCCUACGCCGGCGAGGACGUGCGCCUGCGGCUGCCGGGCGGGCUGGCGCUGGCGCAGCUGGACUGGCUGGCGCUGUACGACGUGGCGGCGCAGCGCGCGCUGGCCAGCGUGCUGCUGCCCGACGCGCUCAACGUGCCGCCCGCGCUCUCCAAGCUGCACCCCUUCAGGAGCUCGCUGCCGCGCUGCCGCCAGCUGCACCGCGACUUCCAGGUCUCGUGGGAGGUGUUCGGCAACCAGAUCACCGUGCAGCUCGCCGGCCAGAUCGGCGCGGACGACUACAUGGCGUUCGGCGUGUCGGGCGCGGCGGGGCGCGCGCAGAUGCUGGGCGCGGACGUGGCCGUGGCGCGCUUCGAUGCGCGGCUGCAGCGCGGCUUCGCCACCGACUACAACGUCACGGCGCUGGCGCCGUGCGUGCAGGUGCUGGGCGCGUGGCGCGGCGUGUGCCGCGACGACCUGCUGGGCGGCCUGGACUCCAACCAGGUGUUCUCGGCCAGCCGCGAGGCCGGCCUCACCGUCGUGACCUACCGCCGCGAGCUGCAGCCCGUGGAGUCCAUGGACCUGCCGUGGAGCACGGAGGCCAUCACGGACGUCGUGUGGGCGCUGGGCGCGCUGGACGCCGCCGGCGAGCCCACCUUCCACGCCGUCUUCCCGAGGCGCCGCGUGCCGCUGAACCUGACGGCCGCCGCGUCGCGCGACGACUGCUUCCCCUUCGCCGUCGCGUCGCGGGCGGCGCCGACGCCGUGGGAGACGGCCAAGCUGUUCGACCCGGCGCUGCGCGUCUUCCACUUCCGCCUGGGCCCC